AUGACCCCUUCCAAUUCCACCCACUCAAACACCAAUUCAACCACCAAAGCUAAAAACGCCGCUCUCUCCCAAGGCCACAAAGACUCCGAUAUCCACGGCGAACACAACGAUUGGAAAUUCCGCGUCCCCUAUAAAGUACAUGAGAACGAGGAAGCAUUCAAGACUCUCUAUGAGGGUGCUUGUCAUUGUGGACGGGUGAAGUAUCAGUUGAGUAGGGAGAGGCCUUUGAGUGCGAAGUUUUGUCAUUGUACUACUUGUCAGGUUUUGCAUGGAGCUCCUUUUCAAUGGGCGGCGAUUUUUCAUAAGGAGGAUAUUAAUUUUACGCAUGGUCAUCAUGAUUUAGGUUGGUACGAAUCGGAAGAAAAAACUACCCGUCACAAGCUCCCUUGCAAAGUAAGCUGUUCAUACUGUCGCACACCCAUCAUGGACGAAGGACGAAAUAUGAUCCUUUUAUUUCCAAGCUUGAUAAAAUUUAAGAGUAAGGAAGAGAAGGAGAGGUUUAAUCCCGAAUGCCACAUGUUUUAUUCACAGCGCUUGGUAGAUCUCCCAGAUGGAUUACCCAAGUGGACGGGUCUCAAUGAUAAGAGUGAUUUGAUUGAGGAUAGUCCACCGGAAGCGAUACAGAAGAGAAAGAGGGAGAAGGAAGAAGAGGAAAAUGGGGCAAAGGAGGAGGAUGGUCAUGAUAACAAGAAAGAGAGGCGAAAAUAG
This is a messenger RNA of Sclerotinia sclerotiorum 1980 UF-70, 708 nucleotides long. RefSeq lists its product as hypothetical. Gene Ontology annotation, molecular function: carbon-sulfur lyase activity. Lineage: Eukaryota; Fungi; Ascomycota; Leotiomycetes; Helotiales; Sclerotiniaceae. The transcript is spliced from 4 exons. The record is from RefSeq and is a predicted model, not a curated record. The coding region runs from base 1 to 708 and encodes 235 amino acids.